Messenger RNA from Camelina sativa (false flax), 846 nucleotides. The record is from RefSeq and is a predicted model, not a curated record. NCBI's taxonomy places the organism in Eukaryota, Viridiplantae, Streptophyta, Magnoliopsida, Brassicales, Brassicaceae.
AUAACACACCCGAAUCCCAUAAUAGAAAACACAAACGCACCUCCUACAUACAAAUUUUUUUGAAGAAUCCUCCUUUGGAUUAUUUCAGUGUAUUAAGAAAUUUAGUAGGCUUGAACAUAUAUUUUAGGCCCAUUAUUCGGCCCAUUAAGACAAGGUUUUUUGAAUUUUGUUGUCUUCUCUCCGAAACCCUCAUCUUCGUCGAUCCUUCCUUUGCCCGGCCGUCUCCAUCCAAAAAAAAAAAUCAAUGGAGGAAGAAGAAGCAGCAGCGAGAGAAGUGGUGAUCGAUAAGGAUCUGAAGAAGAAGAUCAAGGAAACAGUGAAGAAGAUCCUGAAACGUUCGAGCUUACUUGAGAUCACAGAGAUCAAGGCCCGGGAAGAAGCUUCAUCUGAGUUGGAUCUCGAUCUUUCGCGAGAUCCGUACAAGCUCAUCGUGAGAGAAGCCGUCGAUAGUUUCAUCGAGAAGGCGAUUACGAAGAUUGAGACUGAGAUGGGAAAGCUUCAUACUCAGAUUGUAGAAGAUGUCGAUGGAGUAACAACCGAGAAAACAACAACCACGACGAAGAAAAAGAGAAAGAAGAAGAAGAAGAAGAAAACAAAGAAGGUGGUGGAAGAAGAAGAAGAAGAAGAAGAAGAAGAAGAAGAAGAAGAGACAACAGCUACUGCUUCUCUAGUGAAGUAGAGUAGGCUUGAUUGAUGCAAUAACCCCAAAGUGUAUCAAGUUGUCUAACAUGAUGAUGAUCCUUCGAUAUAUAGCUUAUUACUAUUUGGACCUCUAUAGUCUAUAUCAUCAUCAUCUUUGAGUAUUUCUGUUAUUCAAAAUGCAAUAACCUUUCUAACAAUCCUUCA